Messenger RNA from Saccharomycopsis crataegensis, 1005 nucleotides. RefSeq names its product GDP-mannose transporter (gene VRG4). Lineage: Eukaryota; Fungi; Ascomycota; Saccharomycetes; Ascoideales; Saccharomycopsidaceae. Gene Ontology annotation, cellular component: Golgi apparatus. Gene Ontology annotation, molecular function: GDP-fucose transmembrane transporter activity; antiporter activity. The transcript has a single exon. Gene Ontology annotation, biological process: transmembrane transport. The coding region runs from base 1 to 1005 and encodes 334 amino acids. The record is from RefSeq and is a predicted model, not a curated record.
AUGGCCAUCUUAACCUCUUCUAUCGUCAACAAUGGUCCAGUGUCCAUUCUUGCGUACUGUCUCUCGUCCAUUUUGAUGACCUGCACUAACAAGUAUGUGGUCUCUGGUAAUCCUGACUUCAACUUGAACUUCUUGUUGUUGACCGUCCAAGCUUCCGUGUGUAUUCUUACCCUUGUUAUUUUGAAAUCUUUGGGUGUCGCCAAGUACAGACCGGUCACCAAAGAAGAAGCCAAGUACUGGUCUCCAAUUUCCAUCUUGUUGGUUGUUAUGCUUUACACCUCUUUCAAAGCCUUGCAAUACUUGGCCAUCCCAGUUUACACCAUCUUCAAGAACUUGACAAUUAUUUUGAUUGCUUAUGGUGAAGUGUUAUGGUUUGGUGGUAAAGUCACCAACAUGGCCUUGUCCUCUUUUAUGUUGAUGGUUGCCUCUUCGUUAGUUGCUGCUAUGGGUGAUGACAAGAAAUCCUCAUCUGGCUCAGAAGAAAUGACCGUUUUCGGCCUUAACCUCGGUUACUUCUGGAUGUUCUUGAACUGUUUUGCCUCUGCUGCGUUUGUUUUAUACAUGAGAGUUAGAAUCAAGAAGACCAACUUCAAGGAUUUCGACACCAUGUUCUACAACAACUUGUUGUCUAUUCCAAUUGCCUUGAUCGCUACUUUUGUCUUGGAAGACUGGUCCCCAGCUAACAUUGCCAGAAACUUCCCACCACAAACUGCCAACUUGGUGAUAUUCUUGAUGGUGUUCUCCGGUGCCGCUUCUGUUGGUAUUUCUUAUUGUUCCGGUUGGUGUAUCAGAGUCACUUCUUCCACCACUUACUCCAUGGUUGGUGCUUUGAACAAGUUGCCAAUCGCCUUGUCUGGGUUGAUUUUCUUUGAUGCCUCUGUCAACUUCAUGUCAGUUAUCUCCAUCUUCAUUGGUUUUGCUGCUGGUUUAGUGUACGCUGUUGCCAAGAAGAAGCAAAAGGAAGAAGAAUCUCACCAAGCCUUGCCAACUACUAACAAAAAUUAA